Messenger RNA from Aureobasidium musti, 1224 nucleotides. The record is from the annotation of a GenBank genome assembly. NCBI's taxonomy places the organism in Eukaryota, Fungi, Ascomycota, Dothideomycetes, Dothideales, Saccotheciaceae.
AUGGCAUCAGUUUCGGCUUUCCCCUUGAUGUCGGCUCAGCAGCAGGAGAUCGAAAAGACUUGGUACCACGCCAUGAUCCAGAUUGCAAGUGGUGCUGCCGGAGGCACCGAGAUUGUUCUCCCAUCCGACCUCAGAAACCGUCUCGGCGACGAUGGUGUCGCCGCUAUUGCUCAGCGCUGCAGCAAUGCGCAGGUCGAGGUCAAGGAUGACGCCGCCAACGAUUCGAUUCGUAUCAACGUGCUGUCUCCUGGCUCGCACCAUCAGUCAGAUGCGACUGCCAUGUCGUCGCCUGGCUCUCCUGAAUCUUCUGAUUCUCCCAAGAAGGGCCCCAAAGUCAGCCGCCCUGCCAAUGCCUUCAUCCUUUAUCGCAAGCACCAUCACUCAGACAUCGUGGCUCGCAACCCUGGCCUUCACAACAAUGAGAUUUCAAAGAUUAUCGGCAAGAUGUGGCGUGAAGAGUCCGAGCCAGUCAAGAAGCAAUGGAAGGACAAGGCCGAGAACGUCAAGCGCCAGCACCUUCGCGACCACCCUGACUACCAAUACCAGCCUCGCAAGCCCCAUGAGAAGAAGCGCCGCAUGACCAAGCGCAAGGCCAUGGCUCUUGCUGCUCAGCAGAAUGCUCCUUCCACUUCUGCUUCUGCCUCUGCUGCCUCUGCACCUCUCAAUGCACACGUCCCUGCCGACGUUACUACCUUCUCGCCUACACCAUCUACUGUUGGCCCUUUCUCGUCUGUCACCUCUCCUGCUCAGAUUGUCGACCUCGCCAACUUCGACGACCCUACUCUCCAAUACUCGGCCGAUGGCGACCUUGCUGCCUUCACCCUCGACUCCUUCCAGCCUGGCCAGCUCGACCUCUUCACCGACCUCUUGGACGACCACAACACCGACAUGAUGUACGGUCCUACCACCGUCCGCGCUCCUGCUGCCUGCACAUCCAUCCCCACUGCCAUCAACAGCGCCAUGGCUGACGGCAAUGCUGGCGCCUCGCUCACCAACCCCACCCUCACCAGCAACGACCUCUCAAUGGCCCAGUCUGACUUGAAUAACUUCGAGUCUUCGCUUGAAGAGAUGCUGGCCCGUGAGCUUGAGACCAUGGAGGAGGAUGGCGGUCUUGGUGCUGCUGUCGAGAACGGCUUCCAGUACAACGACCUCGAGUCUCAGCGCUUCACAGAGUUCUUGGAGCAGAUGCCUGAGCACAUGUGGGGCAUGGAGUUCGUCAACUAG